ACCACAACCCGCCAGCUUUAAGGGAACGGCAAGCAAAACAAACAGGUCGACAGAAGAAAGAUAUCGGUUGCCGGUCGGUCAUUCGGUCGGACGGACGGAGAGGUUAUUAAGCAUUGCUCAUUUGCAUAUUGUAACGGUUCAUUGGUCUCGUGUCCCGAACAUGCGCGCUCACGCCGGUGAAAUAUGUGGAUGCGGUCCAGAUCUGUAGUGAUGUUGUCGUAUUAUUCGCAUGUUCGGCCCAUGAUGACGGUCGGUCCGUUCGGGUUUUGUCAACGUGACAUUUCUUGUUUUUAAAGCGACAUUGUGCAGCGAUCGAAGUAAUUAUACUUGCCUAUUUCAUUGAUAUAUCAACUAUGCAUACGCGGCGGCUGGUGAAGCGCUCGGUCAUUGGGAGCCGCGUGUACGCGCCGGGUUUAACGGGAGACGCGGCUCCGCUCACGGGAGUGAUCCAGGCUGUCAAACAAGACAACAGAGAUGCUUCAACCGGCCAUCGGCGCAACGUGUACACGGUGCUCAUGCAAGACGGGAGCUUGAAAGAAUUCUCGGAGGAAGAGAUUGCACAGAUGACUGCGAAAGCACCGCUGAAGUCGAGCUUGAAGAGCGCCUGUAACGGUGGUCAGCGGGAUGGGCCCACGCAGGGCCAGAAUGGGGGUGUGCAGAGAGGAGAGGCGCCCUCCCUCAGCCCGGAGUGCGUAGAGGAGCCACGGGUGCUGGAGCACAAGCGAACGGGCCGGGCGCUGGAACCGGAGAAGGAUCACACCCGCUCCAUUUCUCUGCUGGAACAGAAACGCAAGGUGGUCUCUUCUAGCAUCGAUGUACCACAAGCCAGGAAGUCCGAGGAGGAGGUGGACAUGGACAAAGUAACGGCUGCCAUGGUGUUGACCAGCCUGUCCACUAGUCCUCUGGUGCGGAGCCCUCCUGUAAAAGUUAGCGAGGGUCUAAAUGGCUCCUGGAAGGACGGAGGUUUCACUCCAUCCAGCUACAGCAGCAGCGGAUACUGGAGCUGGAGUGCGCCCAGUGACCAGUCCAACCCGUCCACGCCAUCUCCGCCCCUGUCCGCUGACAGCUUCAAACCCUUUCGAAUGCCCAGCCUCAGCGGGCCACCAGAUGACAACAUCGAUGAGCAUGAUGGCAACAGCUUGCUGUUCGACGAACCCAUCCCCCGCAAACGCAAGAACUCCAUGAAGGUGAUGUUCAAGUGUCUGUGGAAGAACUGUGGGAAGGUCUUGAGCACAGCCGCCGGGAUCCAGAGGCACAUUCGAACCGUCCACCUGGGGAGGAAUUGUGACUCAGAGUGCAGUGACGGUGAGGAGGAUUUCUAUUACACUGAGAUUAAGCUGAACACGGACUCUGUGGCGGAUGGUUUGAGCAGUCUGUCUCCUGUGUCCCCGUCUGUGCUGUCUCCCCCGCCGGGUUUGGACCAGAGACAGCCGGAUGGCACUAACGGGGCGAAGAGUGACAACAGCACCACCACCCCUCUCAGUCGCUCUGCUCCCAGCGCACUCUACCUAGUCCACACAGACCACGCCUACCAGGCCACAGCCCCUGUUACCAUCCCCUCCACCAGCUCCACUGGCUUCACCCCCUCCAGCAGCAGUUUCAGUAUCUCCUGGCAGUCCCCACCUGUCACUUUCACUGGCACCUCUGCCUCUCCCACUCACAGCCGGACGCAGGGCUUUGGGGAGCAGCGCUCUCAGACCAUUGCGGUGCUCUCGUCUCCCCCAAGAGCUGCAGGCUCACUCAGUAGGAAGUCACGAGGCGAGGGGAAGAAGUGUCGUAAGGUGUACGGCAUGGAAAACAGAGACAUGUGGUGCACGGCCUGCCGCUGGAAGAAAGCCUGCCAGAGAUUUGUUGACUGAAACAGCUGAGACGGCUGAGAUAUGAAAACAGGGUGGGCUUCCUUUGCAUGCAUAGCAUAAUGAAAAACGUCCUUUCUCUUUGUUACUGACCACAGACCCACCCUGCCUCACCUUAAACUCAAGUGGACCUCGGGGGUCAAACCCUUAUGCAUUCCCUCCCAAACCAACGGACGCACUCUCAAUCUUUGAAGAUUCCCAACUCUCCCUUCAAGGCGAGUUGCUUUACACUGCAAAAAAAAAAAAAGAAAAAGGAAAAAAAAAAAAGGCUUGUGAUCCACAUCUCUUUUUGUUUGUGUUCGAUAUACUGCUUAAAACAUUCUUGUCAGUUCCUAAAGGACCAGUUAGGGCAAGACCAGCCUAUAUCGAAACUCUUUUUAAAAGAGAAGAAAGCUCUCUUUCAGACUGUGUGAGAGUGCUAUAAAACAGAACCGGAGAAAGUGUUUCUUUUUCCAUGGGCACUUUUUCCACAUUUCUCCUGCCCAUUUUACUACAGGUUAAGGGUUGGACAGCCAGAAAACCCUGUCUUCUCAAGAAUGUACCACCACAGGGGUUUGUUUUGGGAUGCUGACUGGACAGUUCAUCAAUGCAAAAAAAAAAAAAAAAAGUAUGGGAAGAGAAGGACUUUCAGCUCCCCCUUUCAGCCGUGUUGUCACAAGCAAUUGCACCUACAAAGGACGGAUUUUAUAUCUCUGGUUUUAUAUUUGCGUUUACCAAUAGGACAUUUCUUUCAGGGAUGCGAUCAGUAAAAGCAAAACCAGCAGUUAGAUUUAACAGCAGAGAACUCAGUGCUUUUUGUCACAGGAAUAUCUUCUUGCUACCAAAAAGGGUUUUUUACGUGCCAUUUUCUUUCCUUUUUUUUUGCUAUGUGUGUAACUGACUUCAACUGAAUGAAGUACAAAGACUGCAAUCAUUUAAACCCAACAGCACAGACUUGCAUCAAAGUUAGCAGUCGCAAGAACCAGCCAUUCAGGCAACGCAACUUUUCCUUCCCAUCGGACUCCAUCAGCAGGAAUGAACUGCAUUCAUAUUAGAGCCAUAAAUGAGCCCGCAGUGGUUUCACACCACAGUCUGUUGCCUAUAGAGGUUCGACCAACAUGCCUGAGUAAAGAGUAUGAAAACUCUACAAAGUGGUUAAUUUUACCUCUGAAAGGUGAAGAGCUCUUUACCUCUCACCUUUUUCCUGACCUCACAGGUUUAAGUAGGAAGUAAUAAAAAAUAGCAAAUGCCACAUCUACUCCAGCACAGGGUCUCAUGCUGGAAGCGCUCAGAUGUGGAGGUGUUAUUCUUCUGUACUUGGUACAGUAUGGUGUAACAUGGUAGAACGCUGGUUUCAGCAGGAUGGACGUCUUUUCAUGAUGUGCUUCUUUGCAAAAAAUGACCAGGAUAGAAUGAAAAUUGUUGAGUCCCACAUGAUGUUGACAUGUUUGGCUUUCAAGGAAUACGGCAGCUCAGUUGGCAGACAUAAUCUGGCACUAUUUUGGUGGCUCUGAUACAGUCUAACGUGACAUUGUCUACAUACAUAACAUCAACACAAGCUAGUUAACUCAUCAUAUGCAUGCAAACAGUGUUAAUUGUGAUCAGCACAAUUGUCUGUUUCUGUUUUAUUCAUCACAUGGUUCCCCUCUCACUUACUGUCGAUAUGUGUAUAUAGAUAAGGUAUACAGAAUUCAUUUCUACAAAAUGAAAUGUUUUACUCCCAGAGUAACACUUGGUUUUAUUGGUAAAAUAUGAAGUAAGGCUUUGUUCACACUUCACAUAACUCUGAUUUGGUUUCAAAUCCAAUUUCAAAUUAGAUCUAUUUGUUUAUACAAUAUCCUAUGUAUCUACAUUGGUUAAUUCAGGAAUGAUGUAACCAUCAGGAUGAUCGCAAGAGACUCAAAAACAUCUUAAAGUUGGUAGACUACUUGGAAAAGCUACUUGAAAUAUGAUUUGUUUGUUUACACUGAGAUGUAUUCUGAUUCAAACUGAUUUCACACCUGAUAUGGAUGUAAUUUAGAUCUACAAAAACAAAAUCUAAUUUUUGCUGCUUAUCUGAAUAAAUCCAUAGAUUAGGCUAAUUAAAAAACAGAACAUUUUGAAUGUGAAUCUACAAUUAAAAUCCAUGUAAAAUCAAUAUACAUUUAAAUAUUUAAAUAGCAUCUCCAAAACAAAAACUAUUUUAAACUGCCAUUGGUUUAGUGUGCUUUGAGUCUUGUUAAUGUUUAUCAAACAAGAUAUAUAUGACUGUUUUUGCAUUUUGAUCUAUAAUUUUCCUAUUUUCCCCACGUUCUGUUGACACGAUUCAACAGAUCUUGCAAGGAAAAGGUCUCAAGGUUCUUGCGUCUUUCCGUAUGACUGGAGGCAACCUGUUUGUGAAAGCACAGCUAUACUGAAGCCACACACCAGCACCCAAGGGCUCUAGCACUCCAGUUCUACUCCAAUGCCCAUCAAAACACUUUGUGAUCUUAUGCCAGAGUUGAAGAUGAGUUUCAAUAAUUAAUAGCUGCAUAUUUUGGCCCCUCAGCUGGUGUGAGGAACAUCUCAGAGGCUGCUGCUUGUCCCUUCAUUCCCUUUCUGGUGCUAUCAUAGACCAAAGGGUCUGAGAGAUCUCAUGGGCGUUUUACGUAAGAGGGCAAGCUGAUGUCUCCAACUGUUUACACUCGGUAUAUACUUGUGGAAACUCUUUUCAUCAUGUUUCCUACAAAUGAGACAGGUCAUUUUUAGGAGCGAGUUUUGGUAAUAUAUUUCUAAAUGCUCUUGCCUCGGAUAAGCUGUUGUGUGAAGUUAUUGCAUGUAACAUCACGGUGCAUUUGAUUUCUAAUGAUGUUUCACACACCUGUCACCAUGGUGCUUCGGCUGCAGUUUUGUUAGCUAGGCCACGGCGCAUUACUCGUGUUCAUCAGGGGUGCUAGUUUCCUUGUGCACUGGCCUUUGUUUUGUUGUACAGCAUGAAAUUUAACAGACACACGGUGCAUAUCAAGCUGCAACGAGUAGGUUGUGUUUUCACUAUUUUCUUUGUUUAUGGCCAACUUCAUUCACAAAUUAAACAAUAUAUAAUGUACCUAGAAUACAUAUAUAAGCUACCUGGUAAACAGUAUUUAGAAUGCUGCUCAUGAAUACCUACUUGGGUCCAUGUCUCAUAGUAAUGCAGUACCAAGCUAUUAUUGUUCAGAUCUAGUGGGACACCAAGGUGUUAGCUAUCUUUAACCUAUAAGUAGUCUUUUCUGGUUCUGUGUAAACAUACCGUAUAGGACAGGUAAUAACCAAGAUAACUAAUAAUACUGUUAUAUUACUCAAAAUGUGUAAAUGUUUUGAUCCAUAUUCUAAGCUACUUUAACACACCGGUGUACAGAUUCUAGGGAACAGAAUAAGAUGCUUCCUGAACUUUCACCAGGUCCAGAGUUUAACAUGCUAGCUAGUCGCUUUUAAAAGAGGCAGAAAAGUCUCGCCAUCUCUUUUCCCACACAUUGAAAAUGGGAUGUCAAUCGGAUACCCAUAUGGCUUUUGUUGGUAUUAGUGUUGGAUCUGUGCAGAUGUUUAGGGUGGGUGUGUGUAUCCUAUGUCAGACUUACCCAAUCUGACUGUCUUUGCGUAGACUGAAUCGUUUGUGUAACUCCAAACCGCCACUCAGCUAUAGCCAGAUGGCAGAUGGGCCACUCAGUAGUCUACUUACAUAACUUGCAUGUUUGUGUCGAACCACAAACAGCAAGAACGAGUAGAGGCUGUAGAUAGUGCCGAGACUGAGUCUGCAAAAAAGAAAAAAAAAAGGCUGUAGUCAAAAGGAACAUUCCGGACUGCACAUUUAAAUCUUUUUGUUAUGAAACGGUGUCAUCAUGAUAGAACUUGCUCACUCUUAUAGGGAUUAUAAUCUCAGCUGUCAUUGGACAGUAUUGGCAUUCUGCAAUGCAUAGUACCGACAAUAGAGCUGCCAGGUCCCCGUGGUGCAUGAUCAGGUCAUGUCUAUCCUAGUUCAGGGGGUCGAGAGGUUUUGUUUUUGUUUUCGUUUUCUGUGGAGGGGGACAGUCCCUCUGAUCGCUUUCAGGAAUGUAUUUGUAUGAGGAUAUAUAGGAGUCUGACUGUGCCUUGGUGAGGUCUGAUAUUGUGCGUGGAGAUGCACAGAAAAGCAAAGGAAUGUUUCUGGUGUCGGCUUGUCUGAGUUCAUCAUUUCGUCUGGAUUUAAACGUGUGGGAGUGGAGGCCCCUUUUUUUAUUACUGAUUUAAGGACUAGCUCUUGCUUUUUUCUGCUCAAAGAGUCUUUUGAUGAAUUUGAAGCUUGGGGGUGGGGUCGUCUUUUCCCGGCUGUGCUUUGUAAACGAUUUUUAGCUACAAUAUUGUAGUUGUUUUUGUCUUGUUGUUUUCAUCGUCGGUUUUGGGAACGCAGCGGGAAACAUUUAAUCAACAUUUCAAGCAGGGGUUUGUUGAAUACGGCUGCGUUUUUAAAGAUCGGGGAACGUUUUUCUUACAAGAUGCUUAAACAGUGAGAUCAUCCAUUAUUGUCAGAGACUAAAACUCCAGUCUAACAGAUAGGACCAUGCACAGAAGAUCUUAGGUUCACAAGCUUGGUCGGAUUCAGAUACCGAUUUUUGCUUUCCAUCGUCAUUCAAAGUAGGGCUGCUUGAUUUGGGGAAAAAAAUUGAAUUGUGAUUUUUGUUGUUUUUUACCUUGAUAAAAAUUAGGAUUUGCAACUUUAAAUGAGAUUAAAAAAAAAAAAAAAACUUGUUUGUAGGGCUGCACAAUUUGGCCACAAUAUUGUAAUUUAUUUAUCAAUAUAACAUGACUUUAUAAUAAUAAUAAUAACACUGUAAAAUUGCAUUUCAGUAUUAUUAUUAUUAUUAUUAUUAUUAUUGAAUUAAAAUAAUAAAAAAUGAGAAAUAUUACUAAUUUAAUAUUUUACUGUAAAAUAAGAAUCAAUAUUUAAGAAAAAUGUUAUUUUACAGUACAAAUGUAUAAUAACAUUAUUAUAUGGCUGUCUUAUUUCUUCAUUUUCAAGUAUUAAAGGAUUGGUUCACUUUAAAAUUAAAAUUAACCCAUAAUUUACUCACCCUCAAGCCAUCCUAGGUGUAUAUGACUUUCUUCUUUCAAACGAAUACAAUCGGAGUUAUAUUAAUAAUCACCCUGAUGCUCCAAAGCUUUAAAAUGGCAGUGCACGGAAACCACCUGUUGGAAGCUCAAAAAAAAAAAAAAAAAGUGCAUUAAUCCAUUAUAAACGUACUCCACAUAUCUCCGGGGGGUUAAUAAAGGCCUUCUGAAGUGAAGCGAUGUGUUUGUGUAAGAAAAAUAUUCAUAUUUAACAAGUUAUAAAGUAAAAUAUCUAGCUUCCGCCAGAUCGACUUCCGUAUUCAACUUUCGUAUUAAUCUUCCGUAUUCAACUAUUACAAAAAAGUAAGUUUCAUAAGUUGAAUACGGAAGGCAUAGGAGGCAGCGUAAGUGUUUUGAACUGCGAGAGGCGUUACACUUUCUUCGUAAGUUGAAUACGAAAGGCGGUCUGGUGGAAGCUAGUUAUUUUACUUUAUAACAUGUUAAAUAUGGAUAUUUUUUCUUACACAAAUGCAUCGCUUCACUUCAGAUGGCCUUUAUUAACCCCCCGGAGCCGUGUGGAGUACGUUUAUGAUGGAUGGAUGUACUUUCUUGAGCUUCAAACUCAUUGGCCCUGUUCACUGCCAUUAUGAAGCUUGGUAGCAUCAGGGUGAUUAUUAAUAUAACUCAGAUUGUGUUCAUCAGAAGGAAGAAAGUCAUAUACACCUAAAUACACAAAUUUUCAUUUUAAAGUGAACUAUUCCUUUAAAUCAUCAUUCUUUUAUUUUAGCGAAAAACUGCCCUUAAAGCUUCUCUUUUGUAGACGACAGCCAUUUUUGAGAAAGCGAUUGGCGCAUGUUGUGAUUCCAAAUGCACAAGUGACCCAAACUCAGCACAUGCAGAGAUGAGUUUGUGUGGAGCAGCAUUUACUGCCAACCGAGCCGCUCUGAGACACUGAAAACACUGGAUGGGGAGCUGCUCGCAUGUAAACAAACACAGUGCCGCACUUCCCUAUGAAACACGCAGCACUUGUAUUUAUUGAAAUCGCAGCCUUUGUGAUUUUAUUAUUGCACUAAGCCAUUUCAGUUUUAUUUCGAUUAAUCAUGCAGCCCUAUUUCAAAGGAUCCCAGAGAAAAACACAUUUCUAACUCAAGCCUUGGGUUCUGAGAAAGAAAAACAACAAUAGCCCAUCCAAAAAGGACUGCAUGGGAAAGUAGGCUAAGCGCUCUGAAUGGAUUAUCUCACUGCUGACCAUUGUCAAUCAAGAACCAUGUUAACCUCAAGAACUCAAAGACUGUCGCACUGGAUUUUUACACUUUUUCAAGUAUUUACUUAUCUAACUGUAUUUUUUAAUACUGCAUGUGCAUGCCGAAGAAAACAAACAAAAAAAAUAUAUGAUCUGAAUUUAUGAAUGUGUUGUUUGUGAUGUUUUAUCUGUAAAAACAGGCACAGGGCAGGCAGGCUGCUGUUACUAUAGGAAUUACGUGCAAAAACCACUUCCUCUGAAAAGGUAUUUAUUUUUAUCAUGCGAUUUCAGCACCUUUUAACACAUUUUCAUGGUAUGUUCUGCCACAAAGGGCUUCCUUAAAGGGACAGUUAAACACCAAUAAAUAAAUAAAUGAAUAAAUAAACAUUAACUUUACCCUCAUGUGUUUCCAAACCAAAAGAUGUUUUGAAUAUUGUAUAACCAAAAUGCAACAGGCCAAGUUUGAAUAUGCAGAUGUGCAAUUAAUAUUAUUUUUUGUUCCCUAAACAAAUUCAUAUGACUUCAGAAAACUUAUAUAGCUCAAAAGUCCUAGACUAUUUUUAAGGUACUUUUAUGUUGUUGUUUUUGUGUAUGGGGAAAACGCAGCGUAAAAAUUCUUCAAAACAUCUCCUUUUGUGUUCCACAUGAGAAAAUAAGUCAUACAGAUUUGGAUCAACUUGAAGGUCGUGUAAAUGACAAUUUGUAUUUAUUUAUUUUUUGGGUGAACUAUCCCUUUAAGAAAGAGUGCUCGAAAUUGAUUGGCUGAAGCGCUGAUAGAAACUGCCACAUUCUUCAGUCAUAAAAACAAUCCGACGCUGACAAUAAAAUAACCAGCUUAUGACCGCCGUAGCAGAGGAUAUAAUAACAAACGCCUGACGGAUACUACAUAAGCACUUCGAAAUGAUCUAAAUCAGAGGACCAGUUUAUCUCAAGGACCAAUGUAGUCAGCCCAAACUGUGCUUUUUUUAUUUUUAGUUCACACAUUCUGUCCCAUUGUCUGUUCUUUUGACAUUCCUGAUUUUACAAGUAUUGUUUGAUGUUAAGGACGGGCAUCUGAUGCCCUGUGCACAUGAUGGAAGUCUACUGUGUAAAGAGAAAAAGGGAAAACUCAGGAUGUCUUCAUCUUUGCAUGCCACUGCUAGCAGGAAGAAAAAAAAGAUGCAGCAGUUGAGUUGUAAAGCCAUAAAGGAAAAGAGGUGUGUUUGGGUGAUCCAUGCCAUUUACCAAAAUUAUUGUUUUGACCAGUAAGCAAUGUCUAGACUAUAUUCAAUAACUGUGUAUAAUCCAUUAUUGCACACUGACUAUAUGUAUAUUGAAGCUAUUCAUUUAAGAAGGUACUUGAUGUCUCUAUGCCAAUGUGAAUUAUAAAGUCAUUGAUGGGGACAGAUUUUAUUGUAGAUGCAAUAGCUAUGAAUGUAGCUAUGAAUAAAUGGAUGGUUUAUUUAUAUGCUUAUAAAAGAAAAUGAUAUUGUUAUCCAGAAGAGGGACACCCUUGAAAUUGGUGGGUUUUCAAAAAAAAAAAAAUUCAACUGGAUUGUACCAUAUUAUUCAUAUAACUUUGUGACAUUAACACUAACAAACUGAGGAUUACAGCUGAAAUUGUUACUAAGCUUCAAAAUCAAGAAACCCAAAGAUUAUCUCUCAAAUUUGAAGAUAUAACACAGCUAAUAGCAAAUAAACUGUAUGAGUGUCACUUAAUCUUACCGUAAAAUUAAAACACAAUAAGGGGACCUUCACACAGAAUGCGGUUUUCCAUUCCAGUGCGCUACUUUUCUAUUUUUUUUUUCCAUGUAAACGUGCUAGACGGAUGUGUAUGACUGCUGCGCUCGCGUCUCGCGUCUUUUGCAGCGUCUCACACUUGAGCAGCACGUUUUUAAGACGCCGUGUCAAGUUAAAAGAAUUUUACACGCAGCGCCAUUUAUCAGUGUCAGUUCCAUAACAGUGGACCAAUCAGAUGACCCCGAAGGUGGGGCAAGCAUUGUGAGCUUUUGUUUACAGUAGCAAGUUGGCAUGGCAACUGUAUAAUUUGAUGGCUACAUGGCGGAGGAGGCACUCAUAGUGGCUGUAUCCAGAUAGCCAGUGCGAUUAUUUUCUUUUUUUCAUGUGAAAAAUAGUAGCUAUCUGUUCUGCUGUUUGGCUAUUUCAGUUAUUGCAUCACAUCUUAAAAGCGCGUUUCGAGACCCUUGUGUUCUGCGCUGCGCUUCUAUUUUUUUAAAAAACCAUUCCUGAGUCUUAUGUUUUUAGAUGCAAAGACACAUUCUGUGUGAACAAGCCCUAAGGGAACGCAUUUUUCCAUUCCACUGCACUAGUUUUACAUUGUUUUUCAUUGUAAACGCGCUAGACGGACGUGUUUGACCAUUGCGCUCACGUCUUUUGCAGCAUCUUGUGAAUGAUGCGGCAUUCCUAAAACGCAGCGCUUAAGUUAAAAUAAGUUCAACCCUUAAAAAAGCGCAUCUCUAGACCUUGUGUUUUUUCCCGCUUCACUGACCAACGCGUUUUUAUCGCAAAAAUGUGUUCUGUGUGAAUGGCCCCAUAAGGUGCCGUCACAUUUUUUUUAAAAUGUAGGCUAUUAGCGAAAUUUUGCGAGCAAAACGUACUAUUAACUCAGAGGUCACUUCCAAAUAUUAGUAUAUUACUAUAUUAGUACUAUAUUAGUAAACGCUGCAAAACCAAGUGUUAACAGUUCAACAAAUGUGAAUCCGAUGUGGAAUCCCGAACAGGAAAAAUUUCGCCUCACACCGUGUCUACACCGGACGAAAGCGGCGUGAAGCGUCAGAAGUCAACAGAACCCAUUAUAAUCAGUGAUACUGUCUACACUGGAUUCCCCGUUCUAUUUCUGACAUAGUCCAAGUGCUUUGCAACGGUUGGUUUGUUGCAUUCAGUGUAGACAGCUUUUAGCUGUUCCGGCGCGACAACUGUCGCAUCUGGUGUAGACAUGGUGUCACGCGAAAUUCCAAAUUGCUUGGAUUCCUAUUGAGAUGCCUGCAUUUUGCCUAAGGAAUUUCACCAAACAAAGCUAAAUGUGACUGCACCUUUAAGGUCCAUAAAAAUAAACUGGUCGUUGCGUUUAAGAACGCAAGAGGCAGCGCAGCGGAACUAAAAAGAACUCCGGGUCUUGAGACACUUUUUAAAAAAAGUUUUAAAAACGUGGUGCUACGGCCUAAGUGUAGUAAAUGUUUAAAUAAAAAAAAAAAACAAUUGAAAGUCAGCGACCUUCAUCUUUUAAAAGCGUUAUUUUCUAUCCCUCAACUAUGCGUCGCGUUUUUAAACGCAAAACCGCGCUCUGUGUGAACGACCCCUUAUUGUGUGACUUAAAAGUGAGAGCGUUGUUUAUGAUGUAGAUGUCGCCUGAAACACACUGACCUGUAUUUGAAGUGAUGAGAUAAAUGAGCGGCUCAUCUCAACAUUAAUAACAUUUCAUCCUGGGUUUAAUACAGACGUCACAUACCAGGUCAAGCUGAGUGCGUCGCAGUGACGUUUCGCGCCGCCACUUGUUCCGUCACAACAGGCUCACGUGCGUAAUCCCAGCGGGGUUUGACUACACGGGCUCCUCUAACACACUCCCUCAAGCUUUUCAUCUCUGUAAGCCCAUUUGACGCGCAGGUUUCAGAGGUUCAGAGGUUUUUCUUAAUGAUGACAUUUGCUGCUUAAGGCUGUUAUCCGGCAACAAUUAACUCUAAUGGAAUGAAAACAAAAAAUGUAGCCCUAUUGUUAAACGGUGUCAAGUAUCAGCAGAAACGUGGGCCUUAAUUAGAGGAUAUUUUUAAGGCUUCAUGCCACUAUAUUUUGUCAUUGUGAGUGUCUAGUCUGUGUUCACUCGGAUACAAUUAUGCAAUUUUAUGCUUUAGUGCACAGGUUCGCGCAGCAACACCUGACAAAUAUAACUCGUAAUAGACUGAAAGAAAUUAUUUUUUACACCGCUCGCAUUUACGCGCGCUAGUCUCGUCUGUGGAUAGGACCAUAGAUGGAAUUGAUAUUUCAUUAUCUGGACUUGAUAAAAUAUCGCAAUACAUUAACUGAAAGCACUUGCUAUAUGUACAAUGUCUUAUAAUGUUUAUCUAAAUGCAUCGUUUGUUUCUUUUCGUUUCCCCAAAGUUAAAUAGAUUUUCAUCUCCCUCCUCCUGAGGGAGAAAACACUUGGUGACUGUUAUUAUUAUCUAUCUCACUUGCUGGCUGUACUAGUUUUUACUCUGAGCUGUGUGUAAAUAGAAACUGCCAUUGUAAUUGUGCUACGGUGACAAUGUUCUGGUGCUCGUCAGUGCCGCUGUUGUUGUUUUCUUUGAUGUAAAAACCUUUCGAAGGUGCCUGUGUUCAUAUGAGCUCCUGGUUAUUGGUCACGAAAAAAUAAAAACGAUUUUUUCCCGGCAGCUGUUUACUAUAAAAUGUCUGCUGGUGUGUAUUUAUUAAUCUAAAUAUAAUAUGGCCUAAUGUGCUUAUUUCAGAAACUGGGCUUGAUUAUAAUAGGUUGCAGACUGAAUUGUUGGAGUUAAUUAGCAGCCUUCGGUCAUUCUGUGUUUAGUAACAAAAAAAAAAAAAAAUACACAAAGCUUUCAAGUUUUUGAGUGUUUGCAGACCCCAUGGUAGACGACUAAUUAAAAUAGCCUUGAGGAUAUUAUGUAUGAAAUGUAACUAUUUGGAAAUACUGACUGGGAACAUGUUUGAGAUGAAUAAUAAAUUUCUCAUAGUUCUUAGCAUUUAUAUUAAUAACAUUUUAACCCCACAUACUGUAAAAAUGCUAAAAUAUAUCGAUUUGGUGUAUGUUUAUAGACUACUAGUGUGUGAACUCAAUUGCAUUUAUGUGGACUGUAGGCCAGGCUUGAAAAUAAAACAAAACAAAACAGUGUCUAUUCAAAGAUAUGACAUAUGUCUGAACUGUAAUUUAGUUGUUAACUAUCAAUUAUAUAUGCAACUCAGUUACAGUACAGUGUAAUUUAAUACAAAAUAUUGAGUCGUAAAAAAAAUUACAUGUAGAAUCUCUUGACAUAAUAAAGUCACCUUGAGAAAGUAAACAUUAUGAUGCCAUCUAGUGCUCUGUAGCGGUAGUACAUCAGCAUUGACUUUUCAAAGAAUGAAUGACUGCUUGACAAAGACUGUGUAAUGCGUUUUAUUAUGCAUCAGACAUACAAAGCAACAAAUGUUUAUAUUAAAGUAGUUCUAGACUUUCAGGAUGCUAAUUAUAAAUGAACAGCAAAUUAAAUUACGACUGCUACCCAAAACAAAAGCUCAUUAGGAGACAUUCAGUGUAAAGCGACAUUCGUGUUCAAAAGAUAUGAAGAAAGAAGAAACAUACAACACCUGAGCUACAGUAUGAUAUCAGUGAGGCAGAAGGGGGGUACAUUAAAUCAUUUUUGGUCACGCUGGAGAUUUCCACCCUCCAUCUAGUUAAGUCACAACACAAACACACAUAAAACAACUGUUUUAAACAGAUUAUCGUUGACAAUAUUUUUCAUAGUAGUAUUUUUUAAAUAUAGUAUAUGACUACCAGAGCUAGACUGAUAGAUCAAACAUGUUGAACUUAAACCUCUGUAAACAUCUGUAUUCCUAUAUAUUUCUAGCAACAGCAUAGCAGCAAGCAUAUUACAUUUGCUUGUCUAUGUGUAUCAAAGCAAAAUGCAAGAAUGUAGUACACUCAUUAAGAGCAAAGAAUGAAAUGUUAAUGUAUCUGCUUUGAACGCAACUAGCAUGCAGAAGCCCCUGCACCUUAACAUAUCAUAAAUGUUACUAAAUAUCUACAAACUCAAUAAAAAAUAUACUUUUUUAACCUAUAACAUCAACUUAUUUUGUAGUUUAAGAACUUGACAGCAGGUACUACAGUGUAAGCGGAUCCAUUAACUACACUAACAAUAGUAGAAUUAGUGCUUGGAAAUAUGUAGUUGCGCUGGAUAUAAAGCUAAUCGUUUUAUAUUAACACUGCUUUUUGGCUGCGUUACACAGUUUAAAAACAACAGGGAAAAGGUGUCAUAUAGUCAAGAAGACUAUGAUAUCUAUUCCUCUCAUAGUAUGUCCUGUCGUCUGAAAGAAACUACAGCAGUGGUCCAAUUAUAAAGCCAUCAGAAAGGCAUUCAAAGUGAGAUUCAAGGGAUAGUUCACCCAAAAAUGAAUAUUCUGUCAUCAUUUACUCACCCUUAAGUAGUUCCAAACCUGUAUGAGUUUCUUACUUCUGCUGAAUACAAAAGAAGAUAAUUUGAAGAAUGUCUGUAACCAAACAGUUGAUGGGCCUCAUUGACUUCCAUAGUAUUUUUCUUUUCCAUACUAUGGAAGCCAAUGGGGACAAUCAACUGUUUGGUUACCCAUAUUCUUUGAAAUAUCUUCUUUUGUGUUCAGCAGAAGAAAGAAAUUCAUACAGGUUUGGAACAACUUGAGGGUGAGUAAAUGAUGACAAUUUUCAUUUUUGGGUGAACUAUCCCUUUAAAUCUCCACAUCUUUAGCAACUAAAGGCACUAGAAUCUCAGUGGUGCCACUAUCCUAACGCUACAAAAAUAAAGUCACAAAGCACGCAAGUAUUCUCAUUUUAUGACACAAACUCUCUAAAACUACAGUACAGAAAAGUACAGAAAAAAAAAAUUAAUGAAAUAUUUUGUAACGUCACUACUGUUUGAUCAUAUUUGGUAUUAAAGUAAUACACAUACUUACUAUGCAAAAAUCUUUUAGUUUCAAGUACACACUUAAGGAGACAGAACUCAUGUUCUGCAUUUUUUUGGCAUUUGUUUAAAAAAAAAAAAAAAAUGGAAAAAUAA
Molecule: messenger RNA, 14837 nt
Organism: Ctenopharyngodon idella (grass carp)
Lineage: Eukaryota; Metazoa; Chordata; Actinopteri; Cypriniformes; Xenocyprididae
Gene: znf704
Product: zinc finger protein 704
Exons: 9
Coding region: 354-1859 (501 amino acids)
Biological process (GO): regulation of transcription by RNA polymerase II
Cellular component (GO): nucleus
Molecular function (GO): RNA polymerase II cis-regulatory region sequence-specific DNA binding; DNA-binding transcription factor activity
Source: RefSeq, a predicted model, not a curated record